Molecule: messenger RNA, 4978 nt
Organism: Otolemur garnettii (small-eared galago)
Lineage: Eukaryota; Metazoa; Chordata; Mammalia; Primates; Galagidae
Gene: TBX3
Product: T-box 3
Exons: 8
Coding region: 1181-3418 (745 amino acids)
Biological process (GO): cardiac chamber development; positive regulation of DNA-templated transcription; heart looping
Cellular component (GO): nucleus
Molecular function (GO): RNA polymerase II cis-regulatory region sequence-specific DNA binding; DNA-binding transcription factor activity, RNA polymerase II-specific
Source: RefSeq, a predicted model, not a curated record
UCCCGCCCUCCCUCUGAUCAUGUUGACAUAUUCACAGGACAGGCAGUAGUACCGAUGCGGCGCUGCGACGUUACAGUUUCCGACACCUUCUUUUUAUAACUCGGCUCUAUCCCCCAGCACUGGACCUGUGAAAACCACGCCUAUGCAGCAACACAAUUGGUCCGAAAGCGUCAAAGAGCCAAUCAAGAGGCCUCCGGCUCCCCGCAGCCCACAGCGCAGCCCGACCUUCUAGAGCCGCCGAGCAGACGCCCGGGGAAUUCUAGAGGCGGAGGAGGGUGGCGAGGAGCUCUCGCUUUCUCUCGCUCCCUCCCUUACUCCCUCCCUCUCCUAUUCGGUCUAUCUCUCUCUCCUUUCCAUUUUCCCCCUCUAAAUCCUCCCUGCCUUGCGCGCCUGGACGCAAGGAAGCGAAUUCGCUCACGUUUUAGGACAAGGAAAAGAGGCACGGGAGACGAGCACUGCGAGAUUCGGAUUGAAACCGAGACACCCUCCGGAGGCUGGGAGCGGAGGAAGGAGGAGGAGGGCGAACGGAAGCCAGUUUGCAGUUCAAGUUUUGAUAGCGCCGGUAGUAGGGGAUUUUAAUCAGAUUUUUUUUCUUUUUCUUUCUUUUUUUUUUUUUUUAAGAGAGAGACUUUUCCGCCGUCUCGCUCCCGGUGAAAGCCGGGUCUAGCACAGCUGCAGACGCCUCCAGCGAGAAAGACAAGAUAGAUAGGGAGGCGGGGGAAGAAGAAAAAGCAAAGGUAAAAAGUCCAGGAGAACCAUUCGCAUUUUCAACAAAGAAUCUAGGGACUGGGGAAAGACUCCCCGGACGAAGGGCUGGAGUGUCUAUUUCCAGCUAAGCUGCAGGGCUCAGGCUCCGGUGGAGACCCCGCUAGCUCCUCUCGCUUCUGAAACCGACUUUCAGGAGCGGCUUUUUGAAAACGCCAGGCACAAGAACGGUCACCCGCGCGACUAUGUCUCCUGAUUUUUCGCCUUGCCCUCUUUAAAACCGGCAUUUCUCCUCCCCUUUCCCCUUCCCUUUGAAGUACUUUAGUUGUGCUUUCUUCCUUUUCUUCCCUACUUUUUCUUUUGAACUAUGUGCUGCUGAUAAACAAACAAACAAAAACCAAAAAGAAACAACAACAACAAAAUCAGCAGCGGCGGACUUGUCCCCGGCUGGAGCCCAGCGCCCCGCCUGAAGUGGAUGAGCCUCUCCAUGAGAGAUCCGGUCAUUCCUGGGACAAGCAUGGCCUACCAUCCGUUCCUACCUCACCGGGCGCCGGACUUCGCCAUGAGCGCGGUGCUGGGUCACCAGCCGCCCUUCUUCCCUGCGCUGACGCUGCCUCCCAACGGCGCAGCGGCGCUCUCGCUGCCCGGCGCCCUGGCCAAGCCGAUCAUGGAUCAAUUGGUGGGGGCGGCGGAAACUGGUAUCCCGUUCUCGUCCCUGGGGCCCCAGGCGCAUCUGAGGCCUCUCAAGACCAUGGAGCCCGAAGAAGAAGUGGAGGAUGACCCCAAGGUGCACCUGGAGGCUAAAGAACUUUGGGAUCAGUUUCACAAGCGGGGUACGGAGAUGGUCAUUACCAAGUCGGGAAGACGAAUGUUUCCUCCAUUUAAAGUGAGAUGUUCUGGGCUGGAUAAAAAAGCCAAAUAUAUUUUAUUGAUGGACAUUAUAGCUGCUGAUGACUGUCGAUAUAAGUUUCACAAUUCUCGGUGGAUGGUAGCAGGUAAAGCUGACCCUGAAAUGCCAAAGAGAAUGUACAUUCACCCAGACAGCCCCGCUACCGGGGAACAGUGGAUGUCCAAAGUCGUCACGUUCCACAAACUGAAACUCACCAACAACAUUUCGGAUAAACAUGGAUUUACUUUGGCCUUCCCAAGUGAUCACGCAACGUGGCAGGGGAAUUAUAGUUUUGGUACUCAGACUAUAUUAAACUCCAUGCACAAAUACCAGCCGCGGUUCCACAUUGUAAGGGCCAAUGACAUCUUGAAACUCCCUUACAGUACAUUUCGGACGUACUUAUUCCCUGAAACUGAAUUCAUUGCUGUGACUGCAUACCAGAAUGAUAAGAUAACUCAGUUAAAAAUAGACAACAACCCUUUUGCAAAAGGUUUCCGAGACACUGGAAAUGGCAGGAGAGAAAAACGAAAACAGCUCACCCUGCAGUCCAUGAGAGUGUUUGAUGAAAGACACAAAAAGGAGAAUGGGACCUCGGAUGAGUCCUCCAGCGAACAGGCAGCUUUCAACUGCUUCGCUCAGGCUUCUUCUCCAGCAGUCUCUACUGUAGGGACAUCGAACCUCAAAGAUUUAUGUCCCAGCGAGGGUGAGAGCGACGCUGAAGCGGAGAGCAAAGAGGAGCACGGCCCGGAGGCCUGUGACGCGGCCAAGAUCACCACCACCACGUCGGAGGAGCCUUGUCGUGACAAGAGCAGCCCGGCGGUCAAGGGGCACCUCUUCGCUGCAGAGCCAGGUGGUCGGCCUCGAGACACGGGGCGGCUGGACAAGGCAUCGCCGGACUCGCGCCACAGCCCGGCCACCAUCUCGUCCAGCACCCGUGGCCUGGGCGCGGAGGAGCGAAGGAGCCCGGGCCGCGAGGGCGCGGCGACGUCCAAGGUGGAGGAGGCACGCGCGCUGCCUGGCAAGGAGGCCUUCGCGCCGCUCACCGUGCAGACAGACGCGGCUGCCGCGCACCUGGCCCAGGGCCCCCUGCCUGGCCUCGGCUUUGCCCCGGGCCUGGCGGGCCAGCAGUUCUUCAACGGGCACCCUCUCUUCCUGCACCCUGGUCAGUUUGCCAUGGGGGGUGCCUUUUCCAGCAUGGCGGCUGGCAUGGGGCCCCUACUGGCCACUGUGUCCGGGGCCUCCACCGGUGUCUCGGGCCUGGAUUCCACUGCCAUGGCCUCUGCUGCCGCGGCGCAGGGACUGUCCGGGGCAUCUGCGGCCACCCUGCCCUUCCACCUGCAGCAGCACGUCCUGGCCUCUCAGAGCCUGGCCAUGUCGCCUUUCGGAAGCCUGUUCCCUUACCCCUACACGUACAUGGCGGCGGCAGCGGCCGCCUCCUCUGCAGCGGCCUCCAGCUCGGUGCACCGCCACCCCUUCCUCAAUCUGAACACCAUGCGCCCGCGGCUGCGUUACAGCCCCUACUCCAUCCCGGUGCCCGUCCCCGACAGCAGCAGCCUGCUCACCACCGCCCUGCCUUCCAUGGCAGCGGCCGCGGGGCCCCUGGACGGCAAAGCCGCUGCCCUGGCGGCUAGCCCCGCCUCGGUGGCCGUGGACUCGGGCUCGGAACUCAACAGCCGCUCCUCCACGCUCUCCUCCAGCUCCGUGUCCUUGUCGCCCAAACUCUGCUCCGAGAAAGAGGCGGCCACCAGUGAACUUCAGAGUAUCCAGCGGUUGGUCAGCGGCUUGGAAGCCAAGCCGGACAGAUCCCGCAGCACGUCCCCAUAAACCCCUCCCAGAAAAAGUCUCUUCAUUCCAGUCCAGUCAAGUCUGCAGUGCACUUUGUCGGAUGUAAAAUAAACCACGGGCCUGCCGUGGCGUAAGCCCUUUCCUUUGCAGUCCUGUCCAGGAAGGGGUGCUGGACUCUCUUGAGAGAAUGUACUAGAGACAGGCCCUGUCUUCUUGGCGUGGUUUAUAUAUCCGGGAUCUGGCUCUGAUUCCGUUUGUUGCAUUGAGCUAUCGGGGGUGGAAGUUAAAACAGUAUGUGGAGAACAACUUCCAGCCAGGCUGGUCUGGGAGCUGUGGCUGAAGAAAACGGUAGCCAAGCCCACCAGGAGGGGAGGUGUUCAAAGGCACCACCUCAGUGUGGAUUUAUAUAUAUAUAUAUUUUUUCCUUCACUGUGUCAAGUGGAAACAAAAACAAAUAAAAUUAAAAAAAAUUGGGACAAAUGCAUACAUUAACUUGAUUCUGUUUGUGAAGAUUAAAAACUUUAUAGUGACUUGCAUUAUCAGUUCUCAAUAAAUUACUGAGCAGCAUUGUUUGGGCAGGGAAACCCUGCCAUCCUUGUUUAGUCUAUAUUAAGAAUUAAAUCUGUGUCUUUUUAAUAUUCUCGUGAUGUUUUAAGAGCCGCUGUAGGUCUCUUUUUGCAUGUUCCACAGUAAUGUAUUUGUGGGUUUUAUUUUGAAGGCUUGCUUUUAGAAAGAAAACAACAUACCCCAUGCCCCUCUCCCAAUCCUGUGUCCUCAAAUUGGCAACCCCCAGGGGAAGGGGAUUUAGAGGGGAGAGGGUGGAAAACACACAAAAUGAAUUUAUUUUAUCUAAGCUGUGUAGCAGGAUUCGUGUUCUCUUCGGCAGUUCUUUCUCUUUCCUGUAUAUGCAAUAACAAGGUUUAAAAAAAAAUAAUAAAGAAGAAGCGAGACUAUUAGACAAAGUAUUUAUGUAAUUAUUUGAUAACUCUUGUAAAUAGGUGGAAUAUGAAUGCUCAGAAAAUUAAACUUUAAUUUAUUGACAUUGUAUAUAGCUCUAUGUAAAUAGGAUUGGCGACUGUCAGAUUUUGUCCUUGUGUUUUCCUUUAGUUGAUUUUUAUUUCCAGGUCACACACUUUCUGCACCAACACGAACACACUUUCAAAAGAGUUGUUAGCCAUUUUUCUCAAAGUGGGUGAAAGUGCUAUUUCUUAUGUUAGCCAAAAUUGGGGAGGGGGUGCCACUUUCCCGUCUAGUUUAAAUUCCUUAAAACACAGCUGAGAUUGCUGUGGAAGGGGGCAGAGGCCCGUGGUUUGACUUUUUAUUUUUUUCUUUUGUAUUUGUAUUUGCUAGUCUCUAAUUUCCCCAAACGAAGUGGAAUUAAUUUACUACUGUGUUCAACAUGGAUGGUGUUUUGAAUUGGUGCCCGUAGGGACAUACUUACAGUUCUAAAGUCAGGUGCUGAGAGAUCGUUUAAAGACAAAAAUUCAUGAAGGUAUAUUUUGUGUUAUAGUUGUUGAUGAGUUCUUUGGUUUUCUGUAUUAUUUUUCCCCCUCUCUUUAAAACGUCACUGAAAUUUCAAUAAAUUUUUAUUGAAAUGGC